AUGUCUGAAUCGCAGCCAACAAGUAUUCAGUCUGAUGGGUUUCAAUGUCUACAACUUGUGGAAAAAGGUUGGACACCAGAAGUGGAGUUGAAACCAUAUGUAGGGCAAGUGUUUCCUUCGUAUGAUGAAGCUAUGGCGUUUUACAGAGAAUAUGCACGCAAUAGUGGGUUUGAAAUACGAAAGGCAACUACACAGCAGUCGAAAAAGGGAGAUGGUUAUUCACGUAGGAGGCUUACAUAUCAUCAUAAACAACUUGUACAUGAUGUUUCAGAUAUAAAUAUUGGUCCAGUUAGAGCAUUCAAAAUAUUGAAGCAAACACAAGGUGGAUUUGUCAAUGUAGGGGCAACGGAAGUUGAAUGCAAGAAUUUGAAAAGGGAUAUGAUAACAUAUAUUGGUGAGAGUGAUGCGGACAUGUUGGGUUCACAUAUGUCGAAGACGGGGGUGUUGAAAAGUUUAAACAGUCUGAUAUGGAAUGAACGAAUCAGUGCAAGCGACUUUGAUAUAGAAUGGCAAUCAAUAAUGGAUGAAUACGAUUUAAAUAGUAACAAUUGGUUUAACGAAAUGUUUGCAAUACCAGAUAAAUGGAUUCCUGCUUAUUUUCAGGAUUGCCACUUAUUAGGGUUAAUGCGAACGACAUCAAGAUCAGAAGGUGAGAAUUACUUCUACGGGUUGAUGACAAAUGCAGAUUUGCACUUAAUUGAGUUUGUCAGUCAUUUUGAAACGGCAAUGGAAGCACAACGUUUUGUUCAACGUAAAAACAAUCAUGACUCGCGUUACACGAAUCCUGAAAUUAUAACUAAACUGCUGAUUUAA
This is a messenger RNA of Lactuca virosa, 813 nucleotides long. NCBI's taxonomy places the organism in Eukaryota, Viridiplantae, Streptophyta, Magnoliopsida, Asterales, Asteraceae. The record is from the annotation of a GenBank genome assembly.